Moesziomyces aphidis is the source of this 1119-nucleotide messenger RNA. Lineage: Eukaryota; Fungi; Basidiomycota; Ustilaginomycetes; Ustilaginales; Ustilaginaceae. The record is from the annotation of a GenBank genome assembly.
AUGGCAGCACCAGCAGCUCGAUUGGCACUCAUCAUUCUCUUCUCGCUGCUCGUCGCCCUGGUCUCUCACCGAUUCGUCAGACGCCCCUCGUCCUUCCUCAAUUUCAAUCCCAUCUCAACAAUGGUCACCGCCACAAAGGCACCAGUCUUCUUCAUCAGCCAUGGAGGACCGCCCACCAUGUUUCAACCUGAGCACCCUGCCUAUCAGCAUUGGCGUGAAUGGGGGAAACAAGUGCGGGAACUUCAUCAGCAAGGCGUCAUUCAAGGGCUUGUCUUCAUCAGUGCCCAUUGGCAAGCCGAAAACCUCGACCAAGGUGUAUACGGUAGGUCCUCAGCUACAGCACAGUCCAUUCCAGUGAACGUCGACGAGCGUAACCCUCUCGUCUACGACUUCUACGGCUUCCCGGAUCAUUUCUACAAGCAAAAGGUGGAAUCUUCCAACCCCUCCAACGUCUCCGCACUCGUGCUCGAGCAUCUGCGUCAAUGUGGCGUUCAGGCAUUUCCUGUGAAGCGCGGAAUCGACCACGGCGUAUGGUGUCCUCUCAAAGUUGCAUUUCAGAAACCAUUCCUCGAGGACCUGCCGUCGGGCAACGCCGAAUCGCAAUCAGCGUCGAUCAACGAUCCCUCGCAGCUGCCCCCCACCCUGUCUCUGACUCAGCUCUCUUUGCCUGCGUCAGAUUCUUCUCUGGACUCCUUGAAGCUCGGUGCUGCCCUCCGCAGGCUUCGCGAUCAGGGAUUCGCCAUCGUAGGCGGCGGUAUGUCGGUGCACAACCUGCGCGAGGCCAUGAAGGCUUUUGCACUGGUCGGAAGGGGCUUCGGCGCCCUGCAGCCCACUUCCUACUCUUCCAGUUUCCUGAGCGCGCUCACGGAGGCUAUGACGGCUCCACGUGUAUCACGAGACGAGGAGAAGUGGGCCAAGGCCAUCAAUCUCGACAAGAGACAUGAUUUCCUGCCAUCGCAUCCCACUCCGGAACACUUUCUGCUGAGGGCCCGCCCCUUUCUCUUCUUGGAACCAGCCGCGCUCGUGGCACUGGGAGCUGCACACUCCGACGAGCAAGGCGUCGAAACCUUUGCACUCGACGAAGGCCCCAUGGGUUGGAACAUGUACAGGUGGGGAUGA